This is a messenger RNA of Betta splendens (Siamese fighting fish), 2220 nucleotides long. RefSeq names its product nuclear factor 7, ovary-like. Gene Ontology annotation, molecular function: protein binding; zinc ion binding. The record is from RefSeq and is a predicted model, not a curated record. Lineage: Eukaryota; Metazoa; Chordata; Actinopteri; Anabantiformes; Osphronemidae. The transcript is spliced from 3 exons. Bases 419 to 1822 code for a protein of 467 amino acids.
UCACGAGACUUUUAUUUUACUUUUUUUAAUUUCUCACAUGUGGAGAAUGAUUUCCUGUUCAAUGUCCUGCUGCUACAAACACUGAGCAACAAAGGUUGCUCAGAUCAGCUGUGCUCUGCUUUACUACUUUUGGAGCUAGGUUUAGUUUGUCAUGCUCCAACUACUAGAACACACAAGACCAUGUGCUGUGACACCCCCCUAUUGGGGAAAACAUCUGCUCUGUGCCCAGCAUCACGUGCAUGUACCGCAUCCUGUUUCCUCCUCUUAUAAAACAAGAGGCCUUUCGUUCCACACUGAUCAGAUAUGCAGUGAAGUCUUCCUCAGAGUAAGUCCAGCUCCAGAAGAGAAAAGUGGGAAACUCCACCUGCUGCUUCAAGCUGCUGACGCUCCACAGACUGAAGCUUCACUCAGACACUAAAUGGCUUCCAGAUCAGAGGAGGAUCUCUGCUGUCCAGUCUGUCAGGAUGUCUUUACAGAACCUGUUGUUCUGUCCUGUAGCCACAGCUUCUGUAGAGACUGUCUCAAGACAUGGUGGAUAGAGAAACCAACACGGCAAUGCCCAAUGUGUAAGAGAAGAUCUUCAAGAGAAAAUCCACCUGUUAGUCUGGUCUUAAGGAACCUGUGUGAGUCCUUCUUACAGGACAGAGCUCAGAGAUCUUCAGAGACUCUCUGCAGUCUGCACCAUGAGAAACUCAGACUCUUCUGUCUGGACCAUCAGCAGCCAGUUUGUCUCGUUUGUAGAAAUUCAAAGAAACACAAAGACCACAGAUUCAGACCCAUUGAUGAAGCUGCAGACGAUCAAAGAGAGAAUCUGAAGAGAUCUCUGAAAACCUUAAAGGACAAACUGGAGCUGUGUCAGAAAGUGAAAGACGAGUUUGAUCAGACAGUAAAACACAUUGAGGUCCAGACCCGACACACAAAGACGCAGAUUAAGGAGCAGUUUAAGAAGCUUCACCGCUUUCUAAAAAAGGAAGAGGAGGCCAGGAUGGCUGCACUGAGGGAGGAAGAGGAGCAGAAGACUCAGAGGAUGAAGGACAAGAUGGAGGCUCUGAGCAGAGACAUAGCAGCUCUGUCAGACACAGUCAGAGCCACAGAGGAGGAGCUGAGAGCUGAAGACGUCUCCUUCCUGCUCAACUACAAGGCUGCAGUGGAAAGAGUCCAGCAGCGCCCCCUGCUGGAGGAUCCACAGCUGCCCUCAGGAGCUCUGAUAGACCAGGCCAAACAUCUGGGCAACCUGAGCUUCAACAUCUGGAACAGGAUGAAGGACGUGGUCUCCUACACUCCUGUGGUUCUGGAUCCAAACACUGCUCAUCCAAGACUGAUCCUGUCUGAAGAUCUGACCAGUGUGAGAGGAGGAGACAAACAGCAGCUUCCUGAGAAUCCAGAGAGGUUUGAUUACCCCUCUGUCCUGGGCUCUGAGGGUUUUAACUCAGGGACUCACAGCUGGGAUGUGGAGGUUGGAGACAGUUCCUAUUGGGCACUGGGUGUGUUACCAGAAUUUGUCCAGAGGGAGGGAGACUUAUGGCCUGGAUUAUGGGGAAUAGGGUUUCUUCAUGGUAAAUUCUCAGCACAGUCACCACCAGCUCCACUCACUGAUCUUCCAGAGCAGCAGAAGUUCCAGAGGAUCCGAGUGAAUCUGGACUGGAACAGAGGAAAACUGUCUUUCUCUGAUCCUGAUACUAACACACACAUACAAACCUUCACACACACUUUCACUGAGAGACUGUUUCCACUCUUUAGCACUUGGGAUACACUGAGUAUUUUACCAGUGAAGGUCUCUGUGACAGUGAUCAGAAACGUUAGAGACAAAGAUGAUGAUUAGAUUCAUAAACUUGUUUAUUUCUUCACUGCUCCUGUUCCCUGCUGCCUCAUUAUUACAAAGCUUUUGUUUAUCACUCAUUUCUGUUUAGAUUCUUCCUCUUUCUUAUUUUAAUUAUUUACUUUUGUCAUUGUAAAUUUUCCUCCACGUGUUUUUAUCUUAAAUUUGUUUUAUUAUGUUUUUGUUUUGUCUUUUUAAUUUUGGCCUAACUUUAUUAUUUUAACAUCUAGUUAAUUAAUGAUGUUAAUGUGAAGAAAUGAUGUUAAUUUAAGUAAAACAGCAAGCUAGUGACAACUGGCAAUACUGUGUAAAGUUAAUGUAAACCUUCAUGAAAAUGUUUGAUAUAAAUGCAGCAUUACAUUUUUUACCAUUAAAUAAGUUAAUAAAUCAAAUAUAUUUAC